Molecule: messenger RNA, 5372 nt
Organism: Drosophila willistoni
Lineage: Eukaryota; Metazoa; Arthropoda; Insecta; Diptera; Drosophilidae
Gene: GluProRS
Product: bifunctional glutamate/proline--tRNA ligase
Exons: 6
Coding region: 97-5250 (1717 amino acids)
Biological process (GO): prolyl-tRNA aminoacylation; translation; glutamyl-tRNA aminoacylation
Cellular component (GO): aminoacyl-tRNA synthetase multienzyme complex; cytoplasm
Molecular function (GO): glutamate-tRNA ligase activity; ATP binding; proline-tRNA ligase activity
Source: RefSeq, a predicted model, not a curated record
AGUGUAUACGUUAGCAGCUGGUGCCGUACUCGUGCAAUUUAAAGCCGCAGAUUUCAUCACACGAAUUUAAUUUUAUCCAAAGAAGAGGCGACAACAAUGUCGAUUAAAUUAAAAGCCAAUGUCAACAGUCCGCCCAUAAGUGGCUUGGCAACGGCGCAUCUCAUCAAUGAUACGGUGCCCGUGGAAAUUGUGUGGAGCAAAGAGGAGACAUCGGUGCAAUUUCCGGAUAACCGUGUGCUGGUGUGUCACUCCAACAACGAUGUGCUGCGUGCUUUAGCCCGUGCAGCCCCCGCUUAUAAGCUUUAUGGUGAAACUGCCAUCGAACGGACACAGAUCGAUCACUGGCUAUCUUUUUCGUUGACAUGCGAGGAUGACAUUUCCUGGGCUCUGUCGUUCCUUGAUAAGUCGAUUGCCCCCGUCACCUAUCUGGUGGCCAACAAGUUGACUAUUGCCGAUUUUGCUCUGUUUAACGAAAUGCACUCUCGCUACGAGUUCCUCUCGGCUAAGGGUAUCCCACAGCAUGUACAGCGUUGGUAUGAUCUAAUCACUGCCCAGCCGCUGAUCCAGAAGGUUCUGCAAUCCCUGCCCGAGGAAGCUAAGGUUUCGUCGAAACGUGUGAAACGUAGUUCACCUGCUGCCAAAGAGCAAACACCUCCAGCCAAGGCAGGCGAGAGGAAACAAGAGGGUAAAUUUGUGGAAUUGCCAGGCGCUGAGAUGGGCAAAGUGGUUGUCCGUUUCCCUCCAGAGGCUUCGGGCUAUCUGCAUAUUGGUCACGCCAAGGCGGCUCUCCUGAAUCAGUACUAUGCUCUGGCCUUCCAAGGCAAACUUAUCAUGCGCUUCGACGACACGAAUCCAGCCAAGGAGACCGUGGAAUUUGAAAAUGUGAUUCUCGGCGAUCUCGAGCAAUUGCAAAUCAAACCAGAUCUCUUCACACACACCUCCAACUACUUCGAUUUGAUGCUGGACUACUGCGUCCAACUGAUAAAGGAGAGCAAGGCCUAUGUGGACGAUACACCCCCCGAACAGAUGAAGGCUGAACGCGAGCAGCGUGUCGAAUCCGCGAAUCGUUCAAAUUCUGUCGACAAGAAUCUCGCUCUCUGGCAGGAGAUGGUAAAUGGCUCAGACGUUGGACAAAAGUGCUGUGUACGAGCUAAAAUCGAUAUGUCCUCGCCCAAUGGCUGCCUGCGUGAUCCCACGAUUUACCGCUGUAAAAAUGAGCCCCAUCCCCGCACAGGAACGAAAUACAAGGUUUAUCCUACAUACGAUUUUGCGUGUCCCAUUGUGGAUGCCAUCGAAAAUGUUACUCAUACACUGCGCACCAUGGAAUACCACGAUCGCGAUGAUCAGUUCUAUUGGUUUAUUGAUGCUCUGAAAUUACGCAAACCCUAUAUCUGGGAGUACAGUCGUCUUAAUAUGACCAAUACUGUGCUCUCCAAACGAAAACUUACCUGGUUUGUGGACUCUGGUUUGGUUGACGGCUGGGAUGAUCCCCGUUUUCCCACGGUGCGUGGUAUCAUUCGUCGAGGCAUGACAGUGGAAGGUCUCAGGGAAUUCAUUAUUGCCCAGGGCAGCAGUAAAUCCGUAGUUUUCAUGAACUGGGACAAGAUCUGGGCAUUUAACAAGAAGGUGAUUGAUCCCAUUGCUCCCCGCUAUACAGCUUUGGAAAAGGAGAAACGCAUCAUUGUAAAUGUAGAGGGUGCCAAGGUCGAAAAGGUCCAAGUACCAGUGCAUCCCAAGGAUGAAUCGCUGGGCAAGAAGACAGUUUCGCUCGGCCCACGCAUCUAUAUUGACUAUGUGGAUGCGGAGGCCCUCAAAGAAGGCGAAAAUGCCACCUUCAUCAACUGGGGCAAUCUACUCAUCAAGAAGGUGCACAAGAAUUCCGCUGGAGAAAUCACCUCAGUCGAUGCCAAGCUCAAUUUGGACAACAAAGACUUCAAGAAAACACUCAAGCUGACUUGGUUGGCCGUAGAAGACGAUGUCAACGCUUAUCCACCCACGUUUUGCGUUUACUUUGAUAACAUCAUUAGCAAAGCUGUGUUGGGCAAAGAUGAGGACUUUAAGCAGUACAUUGGUCACAAAACACGCGACGAAGUCGCCAUGUUGGGUGAUCCCGAACUGAAGAAGUGCAAAAAGGGUGACAUUAUUCAACUGCAACGUCGUGGCUUCUUCAAGGUGGACAAUGCUUAUGCUCCACCCAGCCCCUAUACAAAUGUCGUCUCACCCAUCAUCUUGUUCUCCAUUCCCGAUGGCCAUACCAAAGAUGUUCCCACAUCUGGCUUGAAAAUCAAUGCUAAUGCUGAUGCCAAGACAACUACCACCAACAAGAAAACUGCCAGCUCAGAUAAAACUGCCGAUUUGGAUAAAUUGAUUGGCCAACAAGGCGAUCUAGUGCGUGAUUUGAAAUCCAAGAAAGCUGCUAAAGAUCAAAUUGAUGCAGAGGUUAAGAAACUGCUGAGUCUCAAAGCUGAUUACAAAGCUGCAAGUGGCAAGGAUUGGAAACCAGGACAAACACCUGUUGCAUCAACUGCCCCAACUGCUGCAGCUGCCAACGACGCUGGAUCAAUUAAUGCCAGCAUUGUGAAACAAGGUGACCUGGUACGCGAUCUGAAGGCAAAGAAGGCGGCCAAGCCCGAUAUCGACGCUGCUGUCAAAUUGCUAUUGGAAUUGAAGGGCCAGUAUAAGGCGCAAACGGGACAAGAGUGGAAACCAGGUUGCGUUCCACCAGCCGCUCCUGCUGCUGCUGCUGCUCCAGCUCAAUCCGUUGCCAACGAUUCUGUGUCAAGUGUAUUGACACAAAUUGCGGCACAGGGCGAUAAGGUACGUGAACUGAAAGCAGCCAAAGCCGACAAAUCGACUAUCGACGGAGCAGUAAAAACACUCCUUGGCUUAAAGGCGGAUUACAAGCAGCUCACUGGCAACGAUUGGAAACCAGGAACCACAGCACCAGCUCCUGCAGUAGUUGUCAAGCAGGAAAAGUCACCGGAACCACCAUCCACUGGUGCCGUAGCAGUUCUGCUGGAAAAGAUCACAAAGCAAGGCGAUAAGAUACGCGAACUAAAGUCAGCCAAGGCAGAGAAAUCUCUAUUGGAACCAGAAGUCAAGGUUUUAUUGGCUUUGAAAACCGAUUACAAAUCUCUGACUGGUCAGGAGUGGAAACCAGGCACAGUAGCUCCCGCUCAAACGCCAGUGGCUUCCAUUGAUCUUACCAAGGAGGAAUCUUCUAGCGACAUUUCCGGUGUUUUGGGCAAAAUUCAAGCUCAAGGCGAUAAGAUACGCAAACUUAAAUCGGAGAAGGCAGCUAAAGGUGUAAUAGAUCCUGAAGUGCAAGCCCUACUGUCUCUUAAGGCGGAAUACAAGAAGCUGAGCGGCAAAGAUUGGACACCAAACGCCCAGGCCGAAGUCAAGACCGAAGCAGUUGUUGUCAAAAAGGAAGCAAGCCCAACGAAAAUGGCAUCGUCAGCCAAGGAGCAAAUUACCCAAGAGGUUAACGAACAAGGGGAGAAGGUGCGUGCAGCCAAAACCAAUAAGGCUGCCAAGGAGGUUAUUGAUGCAGAGGUUACCAAAUUGCUGGCCCUCAAGGCCAAGUACAAGGAGGUUACCGGUACCGACUUUCCUGUAGCCGGACGCGGCGGCGGUGGUGGUGCUACCAAGAAACCAGCCAAGGAACCCCAACCAAAACCAGCAAAGCCAGUCAAAAAGGAGCCGUCUGCCGAUGCCGCCGCUGGUGGUCCAAAAAAACAAACCCGCUUGGGUCUUGAGGCCACCAAGGAGGAAAACUUGCCCGACUGGUAUUCUCAAGUCAUCACCAAGGGCGAAAUGAUUGAAUACUACGAUGUGUCUGGCUGUUACAUCCUGCGGCAUUGGUCAUUCGCCAUCUGGAAGGCCAUCAAGAACUGGUUCGAUGCGGAAAUCACACGUCGCGGCGUCAAGGAGUGCUACUUCCCCAUCUUUGUCUCGAAGGCCGUCCUCGAGAGGGAAAAAACGCAUAUAGCUGACUUUGCCCCAGAAGUUGCAUGGGUCACCAAAUCAGGUGAAUCUGAUUUGGCCGAGCCCAUUGCUGUGCGUCCCACCUCCGAAACUGUAAUGUAUCCCGCCUACGCCAAGUGGAUACAAUCCUACAGAGACUUGCCCAUCAAGCUAAACCAGUGGAACAAUGUUGUGCGUUGGGAAUUUAAGCAUCCUCAGCCGUUCCUGCGCACUCGUGAAUUCCUCUGGCAAGAGGGACACACGGCUUAUGCCAACAAGGAUGAGGCUGACAAGGAAGUCCUGGAAAUCCUUGAUUUGUAUGCGUUGAUCUACACGCAUCUGCUGGCCAUUCCUGUGAUGAAGGGUCGCAAAACCGAAAAGGAGAAAUUCGCUGGUGGAGACUAUACCACCACGGUGGAGGCCUUCAUCUCGGCCUCAGGCCGUGCCAUUCAGGGAGCUACCAGUCAUCAUUUGGGACAAAACUUCUCAAAGAUGUUCGAAAUUGUCUACGAAGAUCCCGAGACGCAACAGAAGAAAUUUGUCUAUCAGAACUCUUGGGGUAUUACAACACGAACCAUUGGCGUCAUGAUCAUGGUGCAUGCCGACAACCAAGGUUUAGUUUUACCCCCACAUGUCGCAUGUAUCCAGGCCAUUGUGGUGCCUUGCGGCAUCACGGUGAACACUAAGGAUGAGGAACGGGCCGAACUACUUGGGGCCUGCAAGCAGUUGGAGCAGCGCUUGAUCGGCGCUGAGGUCCGCUGCGAAGGCGAUUACCGUGACAAUUACUCACCUGGCUGGAAAUUCAACCACUGGGAACUUAAAGGUGUGCCCAUUCGCAUCGAAGUGGGUCCCAAGGAUCUGAAGGCUCAACAAAUUGUUGCUGUGCGACGUGACACGGGCGAGAAACUGACAAUUCCUCUCGCCGACGUGGAGAAGAAGAUUCCCGCCCUACUCGAGACAAUUCACGAGAGCAUGUACGCCAAGGCUCAGAAUGAUUUCACCACUCACACCAAGACCGUGAAGACUUGGACCGAAUUCUGUGAUUUCCUUGAGCAGAAAAAUGUCCUUUUAGCACCAUUCUGCGGUGAAACGCCCUGCGAGGAUCAAAUCAAGGAGAAUAGCGCCCGCGGCGACGAUGCUGAGCCUGGAGCUCCAUCGAUGGGUGCAAAGAGUUUGUGCAUACCUUUCGAUCAGCCAGCAACUAUUGCUGCCAACGAUAAGUGCAUAAAUCCCAAUUGCACAAAUAAACCGAAAUUCUAUACGCUAUUCGGUCGCAGUUACUAAGCCAUCACUUGACCCAAAACAUUUUCUGUAAAAUCUGCUCUACAUUUUUUUUAAAACUCUUUUGCGUAAACUUUAUUGAUUUCUUGUUUAAUAAAUUUACCAUCAAAAUAUUAAUACUCUAA